This is a messenger RNA of Apiotrichum porosum, 639 nucleotides long. RefSeq lists its product as uncharacterized. Bases 1 to 639 code for a protein of 212 amino acids. The record is from RefSeq and is a predicted model, not a curated record. The transcript has 3 exons. NCBI's taxonomy places the organism in Eukaryota, Fungi, Basidiomycota, Tremellomycetes, Trichosporonales, Trichosporonaceae.
AUGCGUCUUGCUCUCCUUGCCACCAUCCUGGCCGCUGCCAGCGUCUACGCCCAGACCCCAGUCAACCCCAACACUGUCCCCACCUGUGUUCAGUCGUGCUCCGUCAAGGGCGCCAAGGCUGCCGGCUGCAUCAACCCUCUUCAGACCGACUGCGUCUGUAACGAACCCGGCCACUCCGUGUUUUUGAACGAGGCUGCUAACUGUCUUAUCGACAACUGCAUCACGGAGAUCAACGCUGCCGUCGCCAUCCAGUCCAACCUUUGUGCGUACGGUGUGGACUGCCAACCCCCCUUCACCAUGUGUGGCACUCUCUGCAUCGACCCCUCGGCGGAUACUUGCGUUUCGGGUGUCCCCACCCGUCGUGGAUUUGGUCUGGCUUACUGCAAGCCCAACGAGAAGGCGUGCCGCGUCCCCACUUUCGGCAUCCAGCAGAAGCGUGCCCACCAGCCCGCCAACUACGAAAUUUACGAGUGCAUCGACGUCAUGACUAACCUCGAGGCCUGCGGCGGCUGCCCCGACGAGGGUGGCGAGGACUGCUCGACCAUCUUCGGUGCCCUUGACGUGGCUUGCAUCCGCGGUCGCUGCGUCGUUGCCGAGUGCGAGGAGGGCAUGAAGCUCCACAACGGUCGCUGCCGUUAA